AUGUUUAUUGAACAACAAUUAGAUACCGGGAGGGUUAAACAGAUUACAGAAAAUAGAAACAAAAUUAAACCAAUAAUUGAAGCUAUUCUAUUAUGUGGGCGUCAGAACAUUUCUCUACGUGGGCAUCGAGAUGAUGGACGUUUAGUUAUCACUAAAUCUGAUGACAAUGAUUUAAAAAAUAAUGAGGGAAACUUUCGAGAAAUUCUUCGUUAUAGAGCUCAAGGAGAUUUAAAUUGA
Molecule: messenger RNA, 237 nt
Organism: Macrosiphum euphorbiae (potato aphid)
Lineage: Eukaryota; Metazoa; Arthropoda; Insecta; Hemiptera; Aphididae
Source: the annotation of a GenBank genome assembly